Molecule: messenger RNA, 1231 nt
Organism: Mangifera indica (mango)
Lineage: Eukaryota; Viridiplantae; Streptophyta; Magnoliopsida; Sapindales; Anacardiaceae
Product: protein ASYMMETRIC LEAVES 2-like
Exons: 2
Coding region: 455-1129 (224 amino acids)
Source: RefSeq, a predicted model, not a curated record
UUAUUCACUCAUUCUAUUUUGCAGCAGCUUCACUCUCUCUCUUUCUCUCUGUGUCUUUGUUUUUGCUUUUCUCUCCGCCUCCUUAGCCUCUGCUUCUGGGCGACUUUCCCUUUCUCCGCCGCUUUUACCUCCCUCUCCCUCUCAAUAUUCAUAUUCAAAAACAAAAACAAAAAAAUCCCCCUAAACCUAAACAUCAGCUCUUUUCUCUCCCUCUCUUCAACACCAUCUUUAUAUGCAUGUUCCAUGCCUUUUGUUUUCCGGCGAUCAAAUCGACCUCCUCUCAAGAACCCAACAUUUUAAUUGCAUGACCUUUUCAUUCUCCUUAACCUGAAAAAAAUAAUACAACAAUUAACCCUUCUUCAUCUUCAAAAGUCGUCUGAAAGUUAAGGGGAAACUCCAAGAAACCAAAAAAAGGUUUGACUUGCUUGUUUACUACAAGAGAAGAAGAUAUAACAUGGCAUCAUCAUCGAAUUCACCAUGCGCGGCUUGUAAAUUUUUGCGGCGAAAGUGUCAACCGGAGUGUGUAUUCGCGCCGUAUUUUCCACCGGACCAGCCUCAGAAAUUCGCAAACGUUCACAAAGUUUUCGGGGCGAGUAACGUGACCAAGCUUCUCAACGAGUUGCAGCCUUCGCAGCGCGAAGACGCAGUCAAUUCCCUCGCUUAUGAGGCCGACAUGCGUCUUCGCGACCCCGUCUACGGCUGCGUCGGAGUUAUUUCCUUCUUGCAGCACCGUCUCCGCCAGCUGCAGACGGAUCUCAGCUGCGCCAAGUCGGAACUAUCCAAAUAUCAAAGCCUAGGCAUCACUGGCCAUGCUGGACUCAUCGCCGCCGCGGCUGCAGCUGCCACCAACACCCACCACCAGCACCAUCCUAACAUAGGAAUCAAUCUGAUUGGCAGCGGAGUCGGAGGAGUUGGAGGAGUUGCUGCUGGACGUGAGCAUCACUUUCAUCACCACCAGUUCUUCCCUAGAGAGCAUCAGCAACAGAUGAUAAGGAGCUUCGAUGCCAGCAGCAAUUAUGACGCCAGCCUCCUUGCCAUGAAUGUAUCCGCCAGUAUCGGCCAGCUCAGCCCGUUCCAGCAACCCCGGGCUGCCGCCGGUGACGACCGCCGCACUAUUGAUCCAUCUUAGGGUUAGGGUUUUUCUGUUCCCUUUCUCCCAUAAUUAUCAUAAUAGGAACAUCUUAUUAUUAUUAUUGUUAUUAUUAUUAUGAAUGUUCAUCAUUUUGUCUUA